Molecule: messenger RNA, 1182 nt
Organism: Emiliania huxleyi CCMP1516
Lineage: Eukaryota; Haptophyta; Isochrysidales; Noelaerhabdaceae
Exons: 3
Coding region: 1-1182 (393 amino acids)
Molecular function (GO): hydrolase activity, hydrolyzing N-glycosyl compounds
Source: RefSeq, a predicted model, not a curated record
AUGCCCGCAGUCGACCUCGUCGUCGACACCGACUUGUCGAUCGACGUGGACGACGUCGGGGCGCUCUGCCUCGCCCACGCACUCGCCGACCGGGGCGAGGCACAGCUGCUCGCGAUGACCCACGACACUGGCCUGUUCCCGCAUGGAGUCCGUGCCCUCUCAGCCAUCAACAAGUUUUAUGGGCGUGGUGACCUUCCCAUCGGCGCGUACGUGGGCGAGGUUGGCGACCCCGAGAGCACCCACGUAGAGCCGCCUUUCCUGUGGACGCGAAACGGGAGAGGCCACUACGUAGACGAGUUGGUCGCACAAUGGCCUCAAGGCAGGUCGACAACCGGCCGGUCGGUGGCGAAACUGCCCAGGGCCGUGCGUGUGUUGCGGGAUGCCUUGGCGACUGCGGCCGACGCGUCAGUAGUCAUUGCCGCCAUCGGCUUUGCCACCAAUCUUCGCGACCUCCUCCGCUCGCCGCGGGACAGCGAUGGCGAUGGCUUGCCCCCGGGAGUCGAGCUGGUGAGAGAGAAGGUGCGGCGCCUGGUCUGGAUGGGGGGGCGGGCGCGGCCGGUCUGGUCUAUACACCCGCCCGAAUGGAACUUUGCCGCCUGCGGCGGCGAGGCCUCUUGCGGCCCGUACAGUCAGCUCGGCGAGAUCACAAACGUGACGCUGGACGAGUGGCCGGCGGCGGUGCCAAUCAGCUUUCUCGGCUUCGAGGCGGGGGUUGAGGUUCAGACGGGUGGGUUCCUCCGCGACUACCCCGACGGCUCCUCGCCGUGCGCCGACGGCUACCGCGCCUUUUGCUCGCGGAUGGGUGGAUGGUGUGGUCUGGGCGGGCGCGCUUCAUGGGACCCGAUGGCGGUUCUCUACGCGGUGCGCGGCAACUCUUAUGGGCGCUACGAUAUCGAGCCGGGGCGAAUGAUGGUCGAUCCCCGGAGUGGACGCAACACGUGGGAUCACCGCGGGGGCUUAUCCCGCGGCACGGGUCAGGAGAACCUCCUGCUUUCCCCUCGCUGGUACACCAACAUCAAUGGGCUGAUGCUUGCAAAAACCGCCCUCACCUCGGCGUUUGUCCUCCUGCUCUUGCUCCUAGUGCUGCUCGAGUGCGCCUUGGUCACAGAUGAGCAGGAGCUUGGCCAGGAGGGCGGGUAUGCCGGAGCGGACGAGGCUGGGCCAAGCGCCGGAGACUCAUAG